Molecule: messenger RNA, 1314 nt
Organism: Loxodonta africana (African savanna elephant)
Lineage: Eukaryota; Metazoa; Chordata; Mammalia; Proboscidea; Elephantidae
Product: melanoma antigen preferentially expressed in tumors
Exons: 4
Coding region: 1-1314 (437 amino acids)
Biological process (GO): negative regulation of apoptotic process; negative regulation of DNA-templated transcription; negative regulation of cell differentiation
Cellular component (GO): cytoplasm
Source: RefSeq, a predicted model, not a curated record
AUGAGUAGACAAGACCCUCGCAGUCUCUUGGAUCUUGCAGUGCAGAGCCUGCUGAGUGAUGAGGACUCAGCUGUGCGUGUCCUGAAAGAACUCCCUGUCAGCCUCUUCCCAAUACUCUUCACCAAAGCCUUAGCUGGGGGACACAGAAAGAUUGUGAAGGCCAUGGUACAGCUCUGGCCCUUUCCCUGCCUCCAUGUGGGAUCAAUGAGAAAGCAGUCAAAAUAUCUGUUGGAAGCUGUGCUAGAUGGACUGCAACUCGUUCCUGCCAACACUGCAUGCCACAGGAGAUCGAAGCUGAAGGUGCUGGAUGUUACCCAUGACUAUGAGAUAUCUAACUGGGAGGAAUGCUCUGAGACCUUUACUGCACCGUUCCUCAUCACUCACAGGUUGGAAAAGCUGGAGGCAGACCAGCAUACACUCAAUAGCAGAGAGCAGUCUUUGUGUGAUGGAGAACCGGUGGAGAUCAACCCUGACCUCAAGUUAUGUGGUUUGACACUAGUCAUUACCCAAGUGCCAUUCUGCAGCCUUGUGGAGAUCAUGGGAACACUUGAACUGGAGUCCACCGAAGAGUUGAGGCUGCAGCACAAGUAUAUGAUCAGCUUCCAGUCACACUUACUCCAGUUCUUCACCCAAGUAGGACAGAUUACCAGCCUGAGCAACCUCAUCCUUCCUGACCUCCCCUGGAAUUUCCUUGCUGACUGUUUCUCUGUGCUGAGUUGUUUGGGCCACCUUAAGAAGCUCCACCUGAUCUUCAGCUCACUCUCAGGGCAACUACGUAAGAUGCUCAGUUGCCUGCAGAAACUAUUGGAGAGUCUGGUGGUCACUGGAUGUAGACUUAUUAAAAAUGAUAUUGCCUACUUAUCCUUGAGCAUUCACACCACCUGCCUGAAGGAGUUGGUAUUAUCUAACAAUAACUUGUCUCAAAUGGCUCCUGGGCCCCUGGAGGUUCUCCUGGGUAAGGUCUCAGACACUCUGCAGCACCUGAACUUGAGAAGCUGUGAGUUGGAGGAAUUCCAACUCAAAGCCCUCCUGCCUGCCCUAUGCAGCUGCUCUCACCUUUGGUCCCUUGUCUUGGGUGACAACCUUAUCUCUAUGUCAGGCCUCAUGAACGUGCUUCAGCAGUUAGCAGGGCUGAAGGAGCUGAAGUGUGUGCAGUACCCUGUCCCUGCUGAAUGCGUCAUGUACUUGGAUGACAGCAGAUCGGGGAAACUCAACAGAGUGAAAGUGGCUCAAGUGCACACCAUCUUGCAGGAUAUGUUACAAACUCUACAGCAGGAAGACAUAAAGUUGACAAAUCCUUGGCGAUGUGAUUAA